Porites lobata is the source of this 657-nucleotide messenger RNA. Lineage: Eukaryota; Metazoa; Cnidaria; Anthozoa; Scleractinia; Poritidae. The record is from the annotation of a GenBank genome assembly.
CAGAGCCGGAAGAUUGAUGUGAGAGAACUGCUACAGUACAGCUUGGGGCCAUUGCCGUGGUCUUUAGCAACUACAGAAGGGUUUCUUCGACAAACAAACAAAGCAGCGCUAGCUACUCCCCUACAAAACGAUGUACCGUUAGCUGACAGCCUUCCGCAGAACUCAGAUGCUAUUAUCGACGGUAUGAGUCUAGUUCAGAAGUUGAGCGUUGGUGGAGGACAGACAACCUUCGCAAUGGUUGCUUCUUCUCUUCUAACAAAAGUUCUUCACGAAGGCUCCCAGAGCAACAGAAUCGACGUGGUUUUCGAUACAUACAGAGAUAUGUCAAUUAAGAACGCAGAGAGAACCAUGCGUGGAGAAGUUGCGGGAGUUCAACUGUCGCAUAUAAGUUCUACUCAGCUGGUCAAGCAGUGGAGAAAGUUCCUGUCGGAGGUCAAGAACAAGACAAGUCUUAUCAAGUUCAUUUCCAGAGAAUGGAGAGAAGAAGACUGCAUGAAAAGGCUGAAAGGAAAAACAUUGUUUGUUACUGCCGAGAGCGAAUGCUGGAAGAUAACUGAAAAGGGAAGCGAGAAUGUGGCAGAGCUGACAAGUAACCAGGGGGAAGCUGACACUCGUCUACUGCUUCACGCUAAACAUGCUGCCCAGGGGGGGGUAUGA